Messenger RNA from Bacidia gigantensis, 1893 nucleotides. RefSeq lists its product as uncharacterized. Lineage: Eukaryota; Fungi; Ascomycota; Lecanoromycetes; Lecanorales; Ramalinaceae. Bases 1 to 1893 code for a protein of 630 amino acids. The transcript has 4 exons. The record is from RefSeq and is a predicted model, not a curated record.
AUGUCCCCACGCGAGCGGAAGCGCGCAUACAAGAUCGCUGAUGAAAAGGUGAAGAGAGCAGAGAGAGAGGCCCAAGAAUGUGAAGAAACUCGAAACCGCGAGACAAGUGUAUUAACAACAGCGAGAACGAACGCUUCGCUGAUGAAGACGUGGAGAGCGAUUGCGCACAUCUAUCAACAGCUUCUGAUUCCUCCAUCUGGGCCCACUCCUGAGAUGCCCACCCAUUGCUUAGGCCCAAAACCUUUGCGGGACAGCGAGGCCAAUACUCGCAGCGGACCCAUUUGGGCCGACGAAUGGGCAGUCACUGUUCAAGACUCACCCUUCUUUCCCUCUGAUUGGAUGCAAAUUGUCGAUGACGCGAUCAAUGCUGAAAUUAAGCUCUCUUUUCCGAGAAUCUCUUGGAUUGAAGGACUGUCAUCACUAAGGGCCUUCUCAAAGGGCUUCCAUUUCAUGCGAGAAGUCUUUGCGCGCCUACAGCCGCCGUCCAUUCCUGCAAGAAUAUCUUUUGAAGCGGCGGGUUACCAAUUAUUUGUGACCAAGGAAGAAUCUCGUAGACGCUUGACGACGCUGUGGUUAACGGCAUGUUUAUCAAGCUUUGAACACCUUCCAACCUUUACCUCGUCAAACAAUAUCUCAGUCUUGGAAUCGAGACCGCAUACUUCUAAAUUUGAUCCUGGAUCUCAGAGUAUCGUCGGAAGCAAGCAUGAUCGAUCUUCGAGAUGGCGUGGAGGAUUGGGCCAGGUAAUGAAGAAAGUGAAAAGGGUCAAACGAGGCCUAGCGAGUCUUGUUAAUGGUUCUAGGCUGUCAGUGAUAGCGGACACUGGAGCAGGCCAGAAUAUGAUGUCAGCUCUAUACGCAAAGCAAAGGAAACUUUCUGUUGACAGUUCAUCGACUGGGAAAUUCAAGAUUGGCAACUCAUCCAUUAUCACCUCAAUUGGUACCGUCACUAUUGACUACGCCUUUGCGGAGGAGCCGUCAAGACUAUUUAAGCUUACGUGCCAUGUCAUUCGCGACUGCCUCUACGACCUGAUCUUAGGCAGUCCAUUUCUCACUCAUACGCAAACGAUGUCUGAGUAUAGGCGUCGGCUUACCGAGUGCGUCUUCUCUAUUUCCAACUUCUUUCAUAUUGGGUAUCUAGGAAAUAGUAGCCAGCUUUUGAGAGGCGCUAUUGCGGAUGAUUCUCCAGCUUUUGCGGUACCAGACACUGGGGCUGAACGUAACGUCAUGAAUCUCAAUUAUGCUUCCGGUCUCGGUCUUCAUAUCGACGACAGAGAAAGCUGUCGCGGGUAUCUUCGUUUCGCCGACGGUAGAUUUGAGAGAACUGCCGGUCAAGUCAAUACCUUCUGGCAAUUUGAUUCCGGCAAACGUAUUCCGAUCACUUUCGAUGUGUUGCCAAAUUGCUGCUCUGAUUUGAUCAUUGGAGACGAUGUACUUUGGGAUCACAAUGUCUUCGAAGCGCAUGCAUCCUCUUUGAUCGAUGUCUUCAAUCCAGAUGAAUACUGUCCUCUCGCGCCCUUUGGGUAUGAGACAGGGUGGCAGAAACUCACCAACAAAUUCAGAACGAAGCGGAAAGACAACACCUUGACGGAAGCCGAUGUACUCUUUCUCUCUCAAGAUCAAGAAGAGAAGCGACGUCGAGAAUGGCAUCAUCGCUAUGGAUUCGACGGAGCCAGAGCGGACGCGGAAGAAAAAGCAGCAGAAAGAGCGCGCCGAGAACGCUUCAUAGCGGAAUCGCAACAAAAGGCGAUACCGCUAAUACCGAGUAUACCAAGUGCACCAAAUCCGCCAGCUGCCCUAGAUAAAGGAGAGCACAGACGUAUGAAACCUAACAUCAACCCCCAAAAACAUGAGCCAAAAAAUGACGACAGAUUCAUAGAGAGGCAAAGUUUCUAA